This is a messenger RNA of Macrobrachium nipponense, 2590 nucleotides long. It is a transcript of the gene Sgsh, whose product is annotated as N-sulphoglucosamine sulphohydrolase-like. Gene Ontology annotation, biological process: heparan sulfate proteoglycan catabolic process; glycosaminoglycan catabolic process. Gene Ontology annotation, molecular function: glycosaminoglycan binding; N-acetylglucosamine-6-sulfatase activity; N-sulfoglucosamine sulfohydrolase activity. The record is from RefSeq and is a predicted model, not a curated record. Lineage: Eukaryota; Metazoa; Arthropoda; Malacostraca; Decapoda; Palaemonidae.
UAAGGGGGCGUGUCAUCAAGGGAAGUCUAACCAAUCUCUGUGGAUUGUUUCGAUUUCAGUGUCGUUCAUGUGAAAUUACAGACGAUGAAGUGGCGAAAUCUGCUGAUGGCGAUCAUCGUACUUCUGGCAACUAGCUCCUCUGAAGCCCGCAAUGUCUUGAUGAUUGUCGCUGACGAUGCUGGGAGAGAAAUGCAGGUGUACGGCAACAGUGAAUGCAAGAUGCCCCACUUGGAUACCCUAGCAAGAAGGAGUCUGACCUUCACGUCCGCCUUCACUGCCGUCAGCAGCUGCUCUCCUUCUCGAUCGGCCAUCCUCACAGGACUCCCCACUCACCAGAAUGGCAUGUUCGGUCUGUACCAAGGAUACCAUCACUUCAGCUCCUUCGACAAGGUCCGCAGCCUCCCCGGGAUCCUAUCCUCGAGGGGCAUCCGGACGGGGAUCGUAGGAAAGAAACACGUCGGGCCCGAGUCCGUGUAUCCCUUCGACUUCUCCCACACCGAGGACACCGAGUCGAUCCUGCAAGUCGGGAGGAACAUCACUCGAAUUCGAGACUUAGUCCGCCAGUUCCUCCGGAGCAAUGACACUCGGCCCUUCUUCCUCUACGUCGGUUUUCACGACCCCCACCGAUGUGGACACACCCACCCGGAAUUCGGCGCCUUCUGCGAGAAAUUCGGGAACAGGGAGCCAGGCAUGGGAGACAUUCCAGACUGGGCGCCCACAGUUUACGACCCCUCGACUCUAACGCUGCCAUAUUUUGUUCAAAACACAACUGCUCGCGAGGACCUGGCUGCUCAGUACACCACGCUGUCGCGACUAGACCAGGGGAUAGGCUUGGUACUGAGGGAGCUAGAGGCAUCGGGGCAUGGGCAGGAUACCCUGAUCAUCUACACCUCCGACAACGGCAUCCCCUUCCCUUCGGGACGAACUAAUUUCUACGAGCCAGGCGUGGUGGAGCCCUUGCUCGUUUCGUCCCCUGAACACCCGUCAUCAUGGGGAAGGAGUACCCCUGUUCUUGCGUCGCUGCUAGAUCUCACGCCGACUGUGUUGGAUUGGCUGAGUGCCCCGUAUCCUCAUUACUAUAUCCUGAAGAAGAACGAACCUGUAGUGUUGACUGGCAAGUCUUUGCUACGGUACCUCAAUGCUUCGUCCAGUGCCCUCUUGGAGGAGGGGAAUUCUGUCAAGAAAAACCAGGUGCAUUCACCAAAAGACGACAACGAAGCCGUCUUCUUCAGCCACGAUCUACACGAGAUAACGAUGUAUUACCCGAUGAGGUCCGUCCGCACGCCGAAAUACAAACUGAUCCAUAACAUCGGGUAUAAAAUGCCCUUCCCCAUAGACCAGGACUUCUACAUAUCUCCCGUCUUCCAGGACAUCUUGAACCACACGAGGGACAUGGUGCCCCUCCCUUGGUACAAAACUCUGCAAGAAUACUACUACAGGGACCAGUGGGAGUUGUUCGACCUGAAGCUGGACCCUGAAGAACGUUUCAACGUGGCUGAAAAGGGCAGCUACAAGGAUAUCCUUAAGGACCUGCAGUCUCGUCUGUGGAAGUGGCAGAACCAGACCUAUGACCCUUGGAUCUGUGGCCUAGGGGCGGUGUUGCAGGAUGCAGGGGCGUAUGCUGACCAUUACGCGUGUUUGCCUCUGUAUAACAAAGUGUGAGGUUGUGAUCGAGGGAAAAUGAGACAUAUUGUGCCAAAUUUUGCAAAUGUUGACUCUUCUGAUUUACUGUGAUAUAUGUUUGGUGCCAAUACGUCAGUUUUCAAGGUAUUACAUCUUACUGAUAGUCAGUCAUGUAAUACAGAAAACUGGCUCAUUAUGGGUUUAUGAUGUUAGUCAUUUCUAAUUUCUGUGAUGAUUUUCGUUUUCAACUAAGGAUAGCAUUUAUUUUAUCACUUGCAAGGACUGAAAAAUAAUCACACGCAAAAUGCGUAGAGUUCACAUUACCUGUAAUUACUGACUUAUUUAGAAGGUCGUUAAAAUAUGAAAUGUUAUCAACUUUGAGCGUUUCUGCAUUUUGCAUAUAUCAACAGGUGUCAACUUGACUUGCUUACGACUGAGUCAUAACUUCAAAAUAUUUUUUGAGCAUCAUGGAACUUAGUAUUAUAUUCUUGUAAUAAUUGAUGUGGUCUCUACUUGAAUGUUAACUUACACGAAAGAUUUAAAAUCAGGAAUAUGCGUCCAGCAUCAUAAAAUGUAUUUUCCUGAAUAAGUAAACUUCAAACUUAGAUAAUAGCUCGCGUGAUUACAUUUAAAUCUUUCAUUAAUUUAGUAGACGAUUUAUGAAGAAAAAGUAAUCCUAGUCUCUAUUUUAGAUUUAGAUAUCCAGCCAUACACUUACAUUCUUUUUUGUAAUCAUUGUUGAAUAACUAACUCGCUGAUGAUAUUCUAACUUAGUGUCCAAAAUAAUAUUAAUGACAGUGAUAAGGGUCAGUGGUAAACGCAUAAUUUCUGAUGAUAUAUUUUUCACUCAGGUAGUCGUGUAUUAUAAGGGAAUAACAUAUCUGAUUAAAUCCAUGACAUUUGUUAUUUUUGUUCUUAUUAAACUGAUACUGUAGUUAUAUAAAUAAUAAAUUUCUGUCCAUCUGUA